AUGAAGGAGCCCAAAAGGGCAAUCUUCCACUGGCGCACCCGAAAGGAUGACUUUGUACCGGAUCUCCAAGGAUUCGAGGGCAAACCCCGUAUGAACAUUGCAAUCCUCAUCACAGGCAGCAGAGGAGAUGUUCAACCAUUCGUGGCUCUAGGAAACGUUCUGCAAAAGGCGCCGUACAACCACCGGGUGAGGAUCUGUACACACCCCAACUUCAAGGACUUUGUCGAGGAGAACGGUCUCGAAUUCUACUCGAUUGGCGGCGACCCGGAGAAACUCAUGUCGUACAUGGUUCGCAACCCUGGUGUCAUCCCAAGUUUCGAGUCCAUGAAAGCUGGUGACGUUGGCGACCGCCGCGAAGAGAUUGCAGAGAUGUUGGAAGGAUGCUGGCGAGCUUGUACCCAAGGAGGCAACGGAAUGGACCCAAUCAGACUUCCGCAGGUCAACAAGAUCAGCACCGAGACCAUCAUGAAGUUGCCAGAUCCUUUUGUGGCCGAUGCCAUCAUCAGUAACCCUCCUGCGUAUGCCAACAUCCAUAUCGCCGAGAAGCUGGCUAUACCUCUGCACAUGAUGUUCACCAUGCCCUGGAGUCCUACUACCGCCUUCGCUCAUCCUCUGGCCAACUUGGACACCAACAAGGGGGACAGAAAACUCGCAAACUAUCUGUCGUACUACAGCAUGGAGUUGCUUACAUCAGAGGGCUUGAUCGAUCUGAUCAACGACUUUAGAGAAAACACACUGGCAUUGGAUCCCCUGCAUGCUGCGUGGGCUCAUCAAUUGCUGCCCCAAUUGAAGGUGCCAUUUACAUACUGCUGGUCGCCUGCACUGAUCCCCAAACCAGAAGAUUGGGGAUCGCAUAUCACCAUCAGUGGCUUCUUCUUCAUGGACCCCAAAAAAGACUUCGAGUUUGAUGCCGAUCUCAAAAAGUUCCUGGAUGCUGGUGACCCGCCGGUAUACAUUGGCUUCGGCUCGAUUGUUGUUGACGAUCCGGAAGCGAUGACCAAGAUGAUUUUGGAUGCUGUCAAGCAGCUCGGGAUCAGGGCUCUCGUGUCCAAGGGAUGGGGUGGUAUUGGAGGCGAAGAUGUCCCCGACAACGUUUUUCUUCUCGGCAACGUCCCUCAUGAUCAGCUAUUCCCUCAUUGUUCGGCUGUAGUCCAUCAUGGUGGUGCCGGAACGAAUGCCAUCGGUAUCUCCCUUGGAUGUCCGACUGUCGUCGUUCCCUUCUUUGGCGACCAACCAUGGUGGGGUGAGAUGAUCCACCGUGCCGGCGCAGGACCAUCGCCCAUUCCCUACAAAGAACUCGACGCCGACAAACUCGCCAACCAGAUCCGAGAAGCCCUCAAGCCCGAAACCAAGGAACGCGCAAAAGAGCUCGCCGCAAAGAUCAAGGAAGAAACCGGCGCAAAGACCGCCGCAAAGUUCUUCCACGAGACCAAGCAGAUGCAAGAUGUAGGCUGCUUCUUGUGCCCCGAUCAAGUAGCCGUAUACCGUUUACGGCGCACCAACAUCAGACUCAGCGCUUUGGCAACAGCAAUCCUGAUUGAUCACGGCAAACUGCAUCCCCAACACCUCAAACUCAUCAGAAGAAAACGCUGGUACGUAGAAAAAGGCGCCCAGGAACCUCUGAUCGGCAUCUACGGCGCCAUCGAAACAACAGGCGUGGGCUACAAAAACUGCGUCAGCAGACUGGCCAAAGACUUGCACUCCAACAAAGCCUCCAACGCGCCCGCCAAAAUCCUCGUUGGCGAUGCAGAAGCCGCUGGAGAAGUCCCCGGUGCUUUGAAAGCACUCGGCAAAUUCAGCGGCGCAGUAGGGAUGAAUACGUUGAGGUUACCCGUGGAUUUGCUCUACAAUCUCGCCAACGGCUUCCACAAUGCUCCCUUCCAUUUCUUUUCAGACGAUACUGUGCGCGUGCGAGGAGAAAUCAAUGGAGUCAUGUCGGGCACAAAAGUGGGCUUUCAAGAACUGGUGUUUGGGUUCUACGAUGCCUUGACAGGCGUAGUCACCCAACCCAUCCGCGGCUACAAAAAACACAGCAGCGAAGGUGUAGGCCCGGCAACCUGGGGUGCGACAAAGGGCUGCGGAAAAGGUCUCGUGGGCUUGGUGUCCAAAUCCUCAGCUGCAGCUUUGGGAGUGCCUGGUUAUGGCUUCAAAGGCCUCGAACGCUCCAUCCGCACGGGUUGGAAAACACGAGAUAUCCCCAAUGAAAACAGUUUGGUGCUGUUGGAUGCACUGCAAGGACGUCACAGCGAUGAGAGACAGCUUGGUAAUGCGGCGCUGUCGAUGGUGAGUGAGGCUCAAGGCAACAGUAUCAGACACCAAAUCAGAGGGAGAAGGGGUUGGCAGUGUUAUAUGGAUUUGCAGCAUUUGCGACAGAAUCCUGACAAAGCUGCUGCGAAGGAAGAAGAGGUGUUGCAGGGGUGGGAGAGGUUGAAGGUGCCCAAGGAGUUUACGAGGAUUGAGAAUUAG
Aureobasidium namibiae CBS 147.97 is the source of this 2466-nucleotide messenger RNA. RefSeq names its product UDP-Glycosyltransferase/glycogen phosphorylase. The record is from RefSeq and is a predicted model, not a curated record. NCBI's taxonomy places the organism in Eukaryota, Fungi, Ascomycota, Dothideomycetes, Dothideales, Saccotheciaceae. The transcript has 3 exons. Gene Ontology annotation, biological process: carbohydrate metabolic process. Gene Ontology annotation, molecular function: hexosyltransferase activity; UDP-glycosyltransferase activity. Bases 1 to 2466 code for a protein of 821 amino acids.